UGAAGCCCACUGAACUCUACUGAUGGGACUGUCAGUUCAGAGAAGGCUGCAAAGAUGAUGCAGUGGCUCAAUUCAUUAUUUUUCAUUUGGAUUCACUGUCAUAUGUGCAGGACAGACUUCGAGCUGACUUUACUCCACACUAACGAUGUUCACGCACGAGUGGAGGAGACCAACAAAGAUUCGGGCAAAUGCACUACACCGCCGGCUUGUUUCGCUGGAGUUGCACGUAGAUUUACGAAAAUCAAAGAAGUUCGUAGCAACGAGAAAAAUGUUCUCUUGCUGGACGCGGGCGAUCAGUUUCAGGGCACCGUCUGGUUUAACUACUACAAAGGCGAAGAAGCGGCGCAUUUCAUGAAUAGACUCGGAUACGAUGCGAUGGCCUUAGGAAACCAUGAAUUUGACAAUAAAGUGGACGGCCUUGUGGAACCUUUCCUUCGGCAAGUGAAUUGCACUGUUCUUAGUGCAAAUAUUAAAGCCGAUCAAACGAUUGCUUCUCAGAUCAGCGGCUACUAUCACCCAUUUAAGAUCUUCACUGUUAACUCAGAGAAAGUAGGUGUUGUUGGCUACACGUCAAUGGAGACCCCUGCUUUGUCUCUACCAGGCCCACACCUCCUGUUUGAGGAUGAGGUUGCUGCUUUACAGCCUCAAGUGGACAAACUCAUUGCGUUGGGUGUUAAUAAGAUCAUCGCCCUUGGACAUUCUGGAUUUGAAGUGGACCAAAAGAUUGCAAAGACAGUUCGAGGAGUUGAUGUUGUGAUUGGAGGCCACACCAAUACAUUCUUGUACACAGGAACUCCACCAUCCACAGAAAUUCCUGCAGGACCGUAUCCAUUUAUGGUGAAAUCAGAUGAUGGGCGCCAGGUUCCUGUGGUCCAGGCCUAUGCCUUUGGAAAGUAUCUGGGAUUCCUAAAAGUGGUGUUUGAUUCGAAUGGGAAUGUGGUGAAGUCUUCAGGCAAUCCAAUUCUUCUAGAUAACUCAACUGUACCAGAUCCAGUCAUUCAGGCUGAAGUGGACUCUUGGAAGAAGAAUCUGGCCAAUUACUCAUCUCAGUAUGUGGGACAGACUCUAGUCUAUCUCAACGGAACUUUUAAGGAAUGUCGAUUUCGUGAAUGUAAUUUGGGAAAUUUAAUCUGUGAUGCCAUGGUCCAUAAUAACAUUAAAUAUGCUGAUGAAAUCCAGUGGAACCAUGUCAGCUCUUGUAUUCUAAAUGGUGGAUUCAUUCGAUCACCUAUUGAUGAGCGUAACAGAAAUGGCUCCAUCACAAUGGAGGACCUGAUCGCUGUGUUGCCAUUUGGAAAUACAUUUGACCUGGUCCAAAUGAAUGGAUCUACAUUGAAAGAGGUCUUUGAGCACUCCGUUCGCAGACAUGGAGGAGGCACUGGUGAAUUCCUACAGGUGUCGGGGUUUCAAGUAGUGUAUGAUUUAUCAAAACCGUCUGGAAAUCGUGUUAAGAGUGUGAAUGUGCUCUGCACCAAGUGUCGAGUGCCCCGUUAUGAACCGCUCAACCCCAAGAAGCUGUAUAAACUGGUGCUGCCCUCUUACCUCGUGGACGGAGGAGACGAUUACACUAUGAUCAAAGAAAAGAAACUCAAGCACGACAGUGGUGACCUGGAUAUUGCAGUUGUUGCCAGCUACAUCACAGAGAGAAAGAGAGUUCAUCCAGCUGUGGAAGGACGGAUUCAAUUUGCGAGCUCUUGUAUUGGACUUCGAGGAUAUGUGUCUACUAUUCUGCUGGUGUGGGUACACUGGGUCAUGUUUGUUUAGUCAUUUUUUAUGUACUUGUGAAAAAUACGUAGCCAUUUGUGUGUAAUUGUACACUCAGAGAGAGAGAAAGAAAAAAAUAAACAAACAUUUAACCCAAAGGUUAGUUAUUAAGAUUAGUCAUAGAAGCAAACACUGAUGUAGUAAGGAGCAAAGGAAGUCACUCAUCUCAUUACACAAGUUCUUAUUCUAUAGGCUUUUUCUAUACCUCUUCAUACAUAAAAUUCAUAGAGGGUAUACUAUAAUGAAUCUCACAACGAAAUGUCUAGAUCAUCCCAGGCGAAAAAAACGUGCACUUCCAUAAUGCACUUAACGUAAUGUAUUUAGUUGCCACUUGAAGUACACUUGAACCCACUAGCGUAUUGAAGAUGGGUUCAAGUGUACUACAAGUGGCACGUAAAUACAUUUUUAAAAACAGAGAUAAUAUGUUAAAAACAAAUUUUAGUUCAUAUUCAUGAUGUCCCAACAUAGCACAUUUGAGUACACUUAAAUGUUCUUAAGUUUAUCUUAAGAAGUACUGAAGAAUAAUUUUAGUAUGUGUGAAAAUAGAGCACUUUAAGUGCAUUAUAUAAGUUUUUCACCUGGGAUAUUUCACUCCAAAAUACUUUUUGCUUAAAAAAAGUCUAUUUUUAGGCACAUUAAGAUAUUUUUGUAAUAUUUCAUGAUAAUUCAGCUAAUCAAAACCCUAAAUUCUCAUUGCAAUGUGAAAAUAAAUUUGAAGUAUAAAGUAGAAUUUACAUCAUACAUCAUGGUAGCAUGAUUUAAGUCAUGUUGACUUUAACAAUCGGAUAUUUUUUUGUUGUUUUGUUUUACGGUAAAUCAAUUAUUGUUUUUUUUUUUUUUUAAAUUAACUGUCGUGAUGUCCUAAAACAGACUACAUUUUCUUUACUCAAAAAAUAUUUUCAUAUUUUUUUCUCAGUCACUACCUGCACAUCUUUUCAUUAAAUUCUUAUAAAAAGGGUAAAGUUAUUUAUAUCUGAUUUGUCUGUCAUAUCUGAUGUUUCUUGAUGAUGAUUAUGUUUAAUUAAGGAGCACGACUUGUGAUGAUUAUAGAUAGUUGUGGUUUGUCUGGCAAGAAAUCUCCAUCCUCUUUCCUAAGGUAGCUAUAUGUAUAUAAAUAAUUCAUUUAUUGCAAUACAAUUAAUCAGGGACAAUGCAGCUGUAUAUAU
Labeo rohita (rohu) is the source of this 2930-nucleotide messenger RNA. RefSeq names its product 5'-nucleotidase, ecto (CD73) (gene nt5e). The record is from RefSeq and is a predicted model, not a curated record. Bases 55 to 1764 code for a protein of 569 amino acids. The transcript has 9 exons. Gene Ontology annotation, biological process: AMP catabolic process. Gene Ontology annotation, molecular function: metal ion binding; 5'-nucleotidase activity; nucleotide binding. Gene Ontology annotation, cellular component: plasma membrane. Lineage: Eukaryota; Metazoa; Chordata; Actinopteri; Cypriniformes; Cyprinidae.